GCAGUAUCCUACACCUCUGUGAACAUUCUUCGCUGAAAUUUAUGAAGAAAGAUUUUUUCUACUAUGAACGAAUCAAUGAAAAAUGCGACGAUAUUGGCUAUUUAUAAAAAUCCACUUCUGCUUGUCAAUACAACCAUAAUUCUUGUUGUGACGAUGACAGUUUUAAUUGGAUUUUGGUGGUCACGAAAUAUCAAAGAAUUUUAUAUUGAUCGCGCAAGGACAAUUCGGUUAGCUUCAAAAUUGCCUGGACCACCUGCUCUUCCGUUAAUUGGUAACGCGUUGACAUUGGCUUGCAGUUCUGAAGAAAUAUUAAACAGAUUUGUUGAGUUGUCAAACAAAUAUGGGACACCAAUGCGAUUUUGGAUGGGACCAAAGUUACUUAUUGCUCUCUCUGAACCACGCGAUUAUGAGAUAAUAUUAAGUUGUCGAGAAGCAAGUCAUAAGCACGAAUUGUAUCAACUUGUUGAACCUUUAUUCGGCCAGGGUCUAGUUACUGGAUCAGGUCCAAUGCAAAGAAGUCACCGAAAGGUAAUAAUGCCGAUGCUCAAUAAUAAAGCCUUGAACGAAUAUUUUGAAUAUUUUAUUACUCACUGCCGCACCUGCUCAGACUUGGUGGAUAAAAAAGUGGGAACUGGACCAUUCGAUAUUUAUUCGUACAUCAGUAAUUGUUCUUUCGAUAUGAUUUUCGAUACUAUAUUAGGAAUACCAGCAGGUGCGCAGAAAGAAAAACCGACAAAACUUGUUCAUUACGUUGAAGUUGUAUAUAAUAAUUUUCAUGAAAGAGCGACGAAAGUAUGGCUUCAGCCAGAUUGGUUAUACUAUCGUCUAAAAGUAGGGAAGAAACAAAAACAAUGCGAAGUGUUUCUCCGGCGCUUCAUUGCCAACAUAAUAGCGAGGAAAAAAGAACAAUACUUUGCUGAGCAAGAUAAUGAUGUCCCUCCGAAGGAAAAGUUUAUAUUUCUCGAGCAACUAGUCGAAUAUGUGAUUACAAAUAAUUUUAUGAGCGACAGUGAAAUAGCCGAUGAAACUUUAACAAUUUUCUUUGCCGCACAAGAUACCGUAUCUCUGGCUACCUCUUUUGCUCUUUUGAUGCUUGCGAUGCAUCCGGAAAUUCAGGGGAAAAUGCGUGAUGAAAUAAGACGAGUAAUAGUAAGCAAUCCAAUGAAAUUCGAUCAUCUUGCCGAUCUUAACUACACGGAAAUGGUGAUAAAAGAAACUUUACGACUAUUUCCUCUAGGACCAAUCAUUCUUCGUCGAUUGACAGGAGAUAUCAGAUUGGAUACGUGCAUACUUCCGAAAGGAUCUGCUCUAGCAAUCGCGCCUUUUGUAACCCAUCGAAGUACUAAGUUUUGGUCUGAUCCAGAAAAAUUUAUACCCGAAAGAUUUUCAGCGAAAAAUUCGAUCGAUAGACACCCUUGCGCAUAUGUUCCUUUUAGUCGUGGUUUACGCGGAUGUAUUGGUCAAAAGUAUGCGAUGAUGGCUAUGAAAACAAUGCUUGUUCAUAUUGUUCAAAAAUUUCAACUAACGACAACGUUGAAACUAGAGACCCUACGUAUUAAAAUGGAUAUAUCUGUUCGCUCGAGUGACGGGUACGUCGUUUCGUUAACGCGAAUUUAGUUUAUGUGAUGUUACAAAAAAAAGUUGCAUGGAAAAAGUGCAUACUGAAGAAUGUGCUAAACAGCGAUAUUAAAUCCAAUGUUUCAAUUAUACUGCAACAAUAGCCCGAACAAGUAUUAAUCACACUGAUGAAAGUAGUUUUAUUUUUAAUAUGCCAUAAAUUUAAGAAAAAUAUUUGUUCAUAAUUAUUCGUUUAUCUGUCUCUCUUAAAGUUCAAUAUUAAUGUUAAAUAUCAUUGCAUAAUCUUCAUUAGGUUUUAAUGGCUUUACAUAAAGUUUGUAACAAUUCAUUAUCAAAUUUAAAAUG
Messenger RNA from Phymastichus coffea, 1923 nucleotides. Its product is annotated as cytochrome P450 4C1-like. The transcript is spliced from 12 exons. NCBI's taxonomy places the organism in Eukaryota, Metazoa, Arthropoda, Insecta, Hymenoptera, Eulophidae. The record is from RefSeq and is a predicted model, not a curated record. Gene Ontology annotation, molecular function: oxidoreductase activity, acting on paired donors, with incorporation or reduction of molecular oxygen; heme binding; iron ion binding. The coding region runs from base 64 to 1617 and encodes 517 amino acids.